Messenger RNA from Eriocheir sinensis (Chinese mitten crab), 2793 nucleotides. RefSeq names its product m7GpppX diphosphatase-like (gene Dcps). The transcript has 7 exons. The coding region runs from base 1571 to 2584 and encodes 337 amino acids. Gene Ontology annotation, cellular component: P-body; nucleus. Gene Ontology annotation, molecular function: hydrolase activity; RNA 7-methylguanosine cap binding. NCBI's taxonomy places the organism in Eukaryota, Metazoa, Arthropoda, Malacostraca, Decapoda, Varunidae. The record is from RefSeq and is a predicted model, not a curated record. Gene Ontology annotation, biological process: deadenylation-dependent decapping of nuclear-transcribed mRNA.
UCUACACCAACAUAGCAACCUCCUCUACAUGGCCAACAUAACUUAUACCUGGAAUAGGGCCAUCAGGUCAUCACUAUUAGUCAACCCCUCCGCUUCGAUGGGCACGGAUUUGGCCCUCGCUGGUGAAUAUAGGAAAAAAAUAUGUAUUGGAUUGAUUAAUAUUGAUUGAUAGUUUAUUAUUGCAAGUAAACAACUAAGGAGAACCGGUAGAGUUUGAAAUCAAGGCAAUAAGGGAAGGGAAGAAAUAAUCGCUGGUUAAUUAAAAGGGUGGGAAUUACAAGCAGCCUCAUGUGACCCCAGUGACCCAAACCCCACUGAAAUUAUGGCCUAAGUUGACCCGGGGAUAAAAUAGUUUGCAAUGAAGUGAAAUAAUAGCUGACCAUAACUUUAUAAUCCUCUUUUUUGUUCUUUGCUCUUUCUCCUUCUCCUCUGAAACGGAAAGAGAAGGGUAAAAAAAUCCUAGAAUUGGCCUUUUCAUUUCUGCCUAUAAUUCUUAAGCCAAAUGAGAUAACUAUUGUCGUACUUAGCCUCAUGUUUACCGAUUUCCGACCCCCAAACUGUCUCCUGCACUCCAAUAACUACAUUUAUUUAUAGUUUCCAUUUAAAGGUUUAAUUAUUAGUGUUUCUUCUCUAGUUAAGUGUCUGAAAACGGUAAAUACAAUGAUGGAUACGAUAAUCUGGCAACGCUGCGCGGGGUUGAGUUUGUUUCAUGGAGGUAGAAUUAGUGGAGUCGACACGACCCGCUAAUCCCAUUCAUUGUCAAAUUUACGGCCAAAAGAUGGGGGUGAGCGAGCCUGGCUGAGCCCAUUAAGAGGGAGCCUGACCUGAAAACACCUGACACGUGGGCCGUAAAAAUGACACCUCUGGCGGAUUCACUUAACUGGGCUGAUGUCGACUCCACCAAUUUUACCUCCAUGGUUUGUUUACCUUCCCUCGACCGGACAGUUUUGACGCCGGGCUUCGACAUUUUUUACCUUUUCCACAGUAAGUUAAGUUUGUUUAGCGUUGUGUGGCUUCUCAGCGUGUGCCUGUGUGUGCGUGUUAGCCAUGGACAUCGCCACAGGGUCGGUGCAUGUGGGAAAAGGGGAAAAAAAAUGGGUUAAAUGAAAGGGCUGCGGCGAGUUCCGGGUUGGGGGCGCGGGUUGUCAACUGUCAAACCGGGAACUUACUUACUGGGCCUUACUUAUUUACUUACUUACAGGACCUUACUUACUUGUUGGGCUUUACUUACUUACUGGGCGUUAGUUACUUAUGGGGCUUUAUGUACUUACUGGCCCUUACUUACUAACCUACUAACAGGGGGUUACUUACUUAUUGGGCUUUAUGUACUUACUGGGCCUUUCUUACUAACAAGGUCUUACUUACUUAAUUACUGGGCCUUACUUACUGGGAUUCACUUACUUAAGGGCCUUACUUACCUCACUUGUGUAACCAUGCAUUGGGUGAUUGUCAAUAUUGAAGUCAUUAGCCUACUAUCAUCAUUAUCAUCAUUAUUUCAAGAUACAAUUUGAUAUGGGUUAGUGCUGGGUGAGAUAAAAAUACACAUUAUUUUUAUCAUUAUUUUUACCAGAUGGCAGAGGCUACACCUAAGGGCGACAACUCCUCACCUCCCCACAAGAAACAGCGCACAGACGACUGCAGCGACGCCGUGGACAGCACCACCGACCAGGGCUGUGUGGGCGACCGUGAUCCGGCCUUCCUCACCAGCUUCCAAGACUUUCAGAUUGUGCGCAUCCUUAGCCAUGACGAGCAGCACAAGUCGGUGGUAGUGAAGUGCUGCAUCAAGGGACGGGAGGGUGACGCAGUGGUUCAGCUCCAGAAGUUACCUUUCAACACGGACAAACUCGAGGACAUCCUAAGCAGCGGGACGAGCCUCCGGACACUCUUCCAGAACGACAUCUACUACAACAAGACAGCGUUGGUGCCCCCGGAGCUCAACGAAGUCAAGGCCACUGUUAUCUACCCAGCAAAGAAGAAACACAUCCAGAGGUAUGAAACACAUCCGUCCUCGCUCAUCCACGAGACUCCACAGCUGUACGAGGAGGUGACCAAACGGUACAUCGAGACCUCAUCCUUCAGCAAAGAGUGGAUCUACAACAUCCUGGACCACAAGAAGGAGUCCGAUCGCAUAGUCUUUGAGGACCCGGACGCUGACACAGGCUUCAUCCUUGUGCCGGACUUGAAGUGGACUGGGGAGCAGAUGGAGGACCUUUACCUUCAAGCCAUCGUUCACCGCAGGGACCUGGGCUGCCUCAGGGACCUCACUGCCAAACACCUGCCCUUGCUCAGAAAUAUGCAGGAAAAAGGCUCAGCGGCCAUUAAGGAGAAGUAUGGUAUUCCUGCCCACAAGCUGAGGGUUUACCUACAUUACCUCCCCUCCUUCUAUCACCUCCAUGUCCACUUCACGGCGCUCUCCUUCGAGGCUCCAGGCACUUGGGUCGGCAAAGCUCACCUGCUGUCCUCCGUCAUCAGCAACCUGGAGACCUGCUCGGAGUAUUACCAGCGGGCAACCCUUCCCUACACCCUCAAGGAUAACUCCCCGCUCAGUGCCAUGUUUGAGGAGAAAGGUUACUUCUCCGCAUAACAAGUGCAAGGUAUCGGCCGUGUCUUCGUUUGUAUUUUUGUAUCUGGCUGCUGCACCGCGACGGCUCUGCUGCGUUGGCAGACAAUACCUUUUUAACAUGACGGUGAAAUGUUUUUAUAGCUAUAAGUAUAUAAAGAAUAAGUAAAAAUACACAAAUGAAAAAAAUAUGCAUAAAUAUAAAGCAAAAGUGAGUAAAUAUUAGUCAGUAA